Messenger RNA from Chrysochloris asiatica (Cape golden mole), 1981 nucleotides. It is a transcript of the gene MSN, whose product is annotated as moesin. Gene Ontology annotation, cellular component: cytoskeleton; microvillus; apical part of cell. Gene Ontology annotation, molecular function: cell adhesion molecule binding; actin binding. Bases 193 to 1926 code for a protein of 577 amino acids. Gene Ontology annotation, biological process: regulation of cell shape; regulation of organelle assembly; positive regulation of early endosome to late endosome transport. The record is from RefSeq and is a predicted model, not a curated record. The transcript is spliced from 13 exons. Lineage: Eukaryota; Metazoa; Chordata; Mammalia; Afrosoricida; Chrysochloridae.
CGACUGGGCCUGCUCUUUCCUGGGUGGGGUUUAUGAAGUCGUGGCCCGUUAGCAGGAAGCCGAGCAAUCGCCCUGACGCUAGAGAGGCACCUAGUCCAAGUCUCCGGCCUGUGAGCCGUGUGUAUUGCGUGCCCAUCGCUGCCUGACAUCUCCCAGCCAAACUUCACCAACUCCGCCGCUGUAACCACCACUAUGCCCAAGACGAUCAAUGUGCGUGUGACCACCAUGGAUGCAGAACUGGAGUUUGCCAUCCAGCCCAACACCACCGGCAAGCAACUGUUUGACCAGGUGGUGAAAACUAUUGGCUUGAGGGAAGUUUGGUUCUUUGGUCUGCAGUACCAGGACACUAAGGGUUUCUCUACCUGGCUGAAACUCAAUAAGAAGGUGAUCGCCCAGGAUGUACGCAAGGAAAGUCCUCUGCUGUUCAAGUUCCGGGCCAAAUUUUACCCUGAGGAUGUAUCUGAGGAAUUGAUCCAGGAUAUCACUCAGCGCCUGUUCUUCCUGCAAGUGAAAGAGGGCAUUCUCAAUGAUGAUAUUUACUGCCCCCCUGAGACUGCUGUGCUGCUGGCUUCUUAUGCUGUUCAGUCCAAGUAUGGUGACUUCAGUAAGGAGGUGCAUAAGACAGGCUACUUAACUGGUGACAAGUUGCUGCCCCAGAGGGUUCUAGAGCAGCACAAACUCAACAAGGACCAGUGGGAGGAGCGGAUCCAGGUUUGGCAUGAGGAGCACCGAGGCAUGCUCAGGGAGGAUGCUGUCCUGGAGUAUCUGAAGAUUGCUCAGGACCUGGAGAUGUACGGUGUGAACUACUUCAGCAUCAAGAAUAAGAAAGGCUCAGAGUUGUGGCUGGGGGUCGAUGCUCUGGGUCUCAACAUCUAUGAGCAGAAUGAUAGAUUAACUCCCAAGAUAGGUUUUCCUUGGAGUGAAAUCAGGAACAUCUCUUUCAAUGACAAGAAAUUUGUCAUCAAACCUAUUGACAAAAAAGCUCCGGACUUUGUCUUCUAUGCUCCCCGGCUUCGGAUUAACAAGCGCAUCUUAGCCCUGUGCAUGGGAAACCAUGAGCUAUACAUGCGUCGUCGCAAACCUGACACCAUUGAGGUUCAGCAGAUGAAGGCACAGGCCCGGGAGGAGAAGCACCAGAAGCAAAUGGAGCGUGCUCUACUGGAAAAUGAGAAGAAGAAGCGUGAGAUGGCAGAAAAAGAGAAAGAGAAGAUUGAACGGGAAAAGGAGGAACUGAUGGAGAGGCUGAAGCAGAUUGAGGAACAGACUAAAAAGGCUCAGGAAGAACUGGAAGAACAAACUCGCAGGGCCCUGGAACUUGAGCAAGAGAGGAAGCAUGCCCAGAAUGAGGCUGAAAAGCUGGCCAAGGAGCGCCAAGAAGCUGAAGAGGCCAAGAAGGCCUUGCUGCAGGCCUCUCAGGACCAGAAGAAAACCCAGGAGCAGCUGGCCUUGGAAAUGUCAGAGCUAACAGCUCGGAUCUCCCAGCUGGAGAUGGCCCGGCAGAAGAAGGAGAGUGAGGCUGUGGAGUGGCAACAAAAAGCUCAGAUGGUACAAAAGGACUUAGAAAAGACCCGUGCUGAGCUGAAGACUGCCAUGAGUACACCUCAUGUAGCAGAACCUGCUGAGAAUGAACAGGAUGAGCAGGAUGAGAAUGGGGCAGAGGCCAGUGCUGAUCUGCGGGCUGAUGCCAUGACCAAGGACCGUAGUGAGGAGGAGCGUACAACUGAGGCGGAGAAGAAUGAACGUGUGCAGAAACACCUGAAGGCUCUUACUUCAGAACUGGCCAAUGCCCGUGAUGAUUCUAAGAAGACUGCCAAUGAUAUGAUCCAUGCUGAGAACAUGAGGCUGGGCCGAGACAAAUACAAGACCCUACGCCAAAUCCGACAGGGAAACACCAAGCAGCGCAUUGAUGAGUUUGAGUCAAUGUAGUAGGCACCUAGCCUCUAGAGUCCCUUCCUUUCUUUUUCCUUGCCCCCAUACUCCU